AUGAAGACUUUUGUUGUGUUAGCUCUGUCAUUAGCUGUCGUAUCAUGUUCUUUCACCAGUUUCGUACUCAGAAAUCAGUGUGACUUCGCAAUCAGUGUUUAUCGUACUGGCUACGAUCGACCAGAAACCGACCAGUGUAUUCUGCCAUCUGGGUUGGGAUGUGCUAUCGCUUUUAAUGCUACUCAUGUCGAGUUCAGAGCUAACAAGGAAGGUAAGUACUGUGAUUUUAAGAGUAAAGGAAAGUAAUUUAAUACGUACGCCAUUUAAACGUACGUUUCAAAGUGUCACGCAUUGAAACAAAAUUAUUUAGUACCGUGAUAUCUACGAAAUGCCACAAUAGGACGGAUAUCUUUGAAUUUACGUUAAAGUGGUUGCAAAUACUCAUUAACACAAUCUUAAUAAUUUUUUAAAAGGUUACAGUAGCUUUAGUUUUUUGCAGUGGUAUAAAUAUAGCAAAACGUACAGUACGGUAGAAAACUUGCAAAGCUAUUGGCAUACACUUUUCAAGAUAGUUUCCAUAUUACCUUGUCAUGCUAAGCAUAUCAUACAGAAUAGCUAAAAAAAAAAGCAAAUGAAAAGUUUCGAAACAUAAAGACAUUGUUGUAGGCAAAGCCCAGACCAAGUUCUCGUUGAAUGAAAACCAAAGCGAGGUUGACUACUAUGAAAUUGACACAUCUGCUGGUUACGACACCCCAGUAGCCAUCUACACAACUGACGGUCAUUCGAGAAACUUGACCUGCAAUUCAGCGUAAGAUUUUUAAUUUUUUUUAAAAUUUAAAUUGAAUAUUCAAUUUUAUUUUUAAACUUAAUUUGCUUAAUAUUGGGUUGUUUAAAUAAUUCUGCGUCUCUUAACUUAAAAAUUUUGAUUUGAGAGGAGGCACAGAAUUAUUUGAACAGCCUGUUUAUUUAUAUCAUUUAUAUAUUUUUGUCAUUUUUUCAUAUUAACUUGACACUAUAGAACUAUUUACUUUUCAGCACCUGUUCUGAUGCUGGACAACGUCAACAACUUCCUCACGGUGGAAAGUUCUACGUUGUUUAUUGUCCUUAA
Messenger RNA from Bursaphelenchus okinawaensis, 1048 nucleotides. The record is from the annotation of a GenBank genome assembly. Lineage: Eukaryota; Metazoa; Nematoda; Chromadorea; Rhabditida; Aphelenchoididae.